Trachymyrmex cornetzi is the source of this 1050-nucleotide messenger RNA. Its product is annotated as putative nuclease HARBI1. The transcript is spliced from 2 exons. The record is from RefSeq and is a predicted model, not a curated record. Bases 1 to 1050 code for a protein of 349 amino acids. NCBI's taxonomy places the organism in Eukaryota, Metazoa, Arthropoda, Insecta, Hymenoptera, Formicidae.
AUGCGGAUUGACUUAUUCGAUAAACUUGUAAAAAUAGUAACACCUUAUAUACAACGUCAAGAUACUAACAUGAGAGAGUGUAUAUCACCUAAGGAACGAUUAUCUCUCACCCUAAGGUUUUUAGCUACUGGCGAAAGUUACAGAAGUUUGGAAUAUGCGACAAGGAUUCCAGCAUGUACGAUUUCUCGUAUAAUACCAGAAACAUGUCGUGUUAUAUAUGAAUGUCUUCGAGAAGAUUACUUAAAGACACCAAAUACAACUGUGGAAUGGGAACAAAUUGCAGAUGAUUAUCAACGCUUAUGGAAUGUUCCUAAUUGUAUUGGUUCCAUGGAUGGGCGGCAUAUAGAAUUUAGAGCACCUUCAAAGGAUGGAUCAUUAUUUUAUAAUUACAAGGGCAGUAAUAGCAUUGUUCUCUUAGCACUAGUCAACGCGAAAUAUCAAUUCACAUAUGUGAAUGUGGGAGUUAACGGUAGAGUAAGUGAUGGAGGAGUGUUCCGUGAUAGUGACUUUGCAAAAUUGUUAAAUAAUGCACAAAAUCCAUUGAAUGUGCCACAAGAUAAGUCAUUACCUGGCAUGAACGAACCUGUUCCAUAUGUCGUAUUAGCUGAUGCUGCUUUUCCGUUACAAAAUCAUAUAUUAAAACCAUAUCCAUCACGAAAUUUGUCUCGUGACGAACGGAUAUGUAAUUAUAGAAUUAGCAGAGGUAGAAGAGUUGUUGAAAAUGUGUUCGGCAUAUUGGCAAAUAAAUUUCGAGUUCUUUUAACACAAAUACAUCUACCUGUUGAAACCAUCCAAAAUAUAACACUUGCAUGUUGUGCGUUACACAACUAUCUUAUUAAACAAAAUGCUGCUUAUUUGUAUACUGAUAUAAAUAUUGAAAAUAUAGACGAACAUACUACAAGACCUGCUGAAUGGAGAAACAAUAUACAAUUACGCAACUUAGACAUUAUAAAUAUAAGACCAAAUAUGAAUGCAAUUGGUAUUCGCAAUAUGUUUAAAAAAUACUUUAAUACUGUUGGUAAGGUUGAAUGGCAGGAACAUGUAAUAUAA